AUGGCGGCUUCCGCGGAGCUUGCCGCGUAUGCGUUUCACGCGGCGUCGCCGCGUCUCCGUUACAGCGGAACUGGCGCGGCGGACAACUCUAGUUUCUCCGCGUCUUCUGCGUUCGCCAUAGUCCCGUUAUCCAGCCGCGUCGCUUCCCUCCGCAUCGUUUCCCGCGCGCCAUUGCGCCGAUCCGCUCUUAGCCCGCCCACCUUUGUCGCGCGCGCUGCUUCCCGCCAACAGCCGGAAGAGCAUGUGGGGGAGAUAGCGCGCGGAGAUAUAGAGGUUAGGGGGGAGAAGGUGCGGUUAGCGGAGAGAAACGGCGGAAUGAGAGUAGAAAAUAGGAGCGCAAGCUUAAAGAACGGCGGAGAAUCGAACAGAGAGGGAAAUGAGCGACGGUUGGAGCGUGAGAAUCGGUCGGAGGAGCGCGAGAGGCGGUCCGAACAGCAGGGGAAGUUUCGUAAGGGAAUGGCAGUUACGAGGCGUCAGGUUCUCGCAACUGCCGCUGCGGCUGCUGCUGCAGGGGGGAUUGCUGAACGCGCAGCAGCAGCAGGGCUUGUGAUACCAGGAGCGAGGAGUUGGAGGGGAGGAAACGGGUUUGUGGAGGGGGAAGAGAGCGGGGGAGUGGAGGGGAAGGGGCGCGGGGGAGCGGGGACGAGUGUGGGAUCCGCGCUCGAUAGCUUAUCGGAGCGGGUGUGCACGUUCACGCUUGCGAACGGCAUGCGUUGGAUUGUAGUGGAGCGGCGGGCGGCGCCGAUUGUCUCGUGCCACACGUACGCGGACGUGGGGGCGGCAGACGAGGCGGAUGGGUGCACGGGCGUGGCGCAUCUAUUGGAACAUCUGGCGUUUAAAGGCACCCCCGUUAUAGGAACGAGAGAUGCUCAAAAGGAGGCUCGGCUACUGGAGCUUGUAGACGAGGCGUUCUACGGGCUGAAGGAGGCGAGAGAGGGAGGGGCAGCAGAGGGCACGGUCAAGCGCCUGGAGGACGAAUUUGCUCGCCUGCAGCAGCAGGCCGCGGAGCUGUCUGUGCCAAACGCGUUUGGCGCCCUGGUGUCGCGGGAAGGGGGCGUGGGGCUUAACGCGACGACCAGCCAGGACUCCACACAGUACUUUGUCUCCCUGCCAGCCAACAAGCUCGAGCUCUGGAUGGCCCUUGAGAGCGGCCGGUUCCUGGCGCCUGUGUUCCGAGAGCUGUACAGUGAGAAGGAGGUGGUGAGGGAGGAGAGGCGACUGCGCAUUGACAACACGCCCUACGGCCGCUUCACAGAAGCCUUUGCUCAGCGGGCGUUUCCCCACAGCCCCUACGGACGACCCACCAUUGGAUACCCGUCUGAUUUCGAUCGCUUAGGAAGGAAGGAGGUGGAGGCGUUCUUUCAGCAGCACUACACGCCUGACAAGCUCACAUGCGCGGUGGUGGGGGAUGUGUCAGCAGCAGAGGUGGAGCGGCUAGCAACCAAGUACUUUGCACCCUGGCAGCCCAUCACCUCUCCCUCAGAACCCAUCCUAGCCCUCCCCUUCUCCCUCGCCUCCUCCUCCUCUCCUCUCCUCCUCGCCUCGGCUUUCCCACUCCCUCUCUCCUCCUCCCCUCCUCUCUCCUCCACCACUCCCUCUCUCAACCCCAUCUCCUCCUCCUCCUCUUCCGCCUCUCGUGCCUGGCGAUCAGGGAGCAGAGAAGAGGGGUGGGAGGCGGCGAGAAUGGCUGCUGCUGCUGUGGGGGAGGAGAGGGAGAUGAGAAUGAGCGUGGGUGCCAACCCGCUGUAUUUCGAGGGCUACUUCCGCCCCUCCUCAUCCUCGGUGGACGAUCCGGUCAUCUCUGUAAUCAGCUCUCUGCUCUAUGGCUCUCGCUCCUCCCGCCUCUACAAAAACCUAGUGCUGCCAGGCAAGGCCCUCUCAGCCAGUGCCACAGAGACCUACCCCGGAGAUAAGCGCCCCAGUCUCUUCCUGCUCUCCGCCUUCCCUCCUCUCGGCGGCACAACUGAUGCAGUGGCAGCAGCACUGCAGGAGCAGCUGCAGCACAUGGCGGACACGCGCGUGCCUGAAAGCGACCUGGCUCGGGUCCGCAAGUCCCUGCGGGUCGGCUUUCUUGAGCUCCUAGGCAGCAAUUCCGGUCUGGCGCGAGUGCUGUGUGAAUACUCUACCCGGGCGGGCAGAUGGGAGGCACUAGUGGAGGAGGUGCAGAGCAUUGAGGAGGUCACUCCCAGGGACGUGCAGCAGGUGGCACGGCUGCUGUUCUCCCCUGAUAUGCGCAUCACAGCACAUGCUGUCAAUGCUUAG
Closterium sp. Naga37s-1 is the source of this 2262-nucleotide messenger RNA. NCBI's taxonomy places the organism in Eukaryota, Viridiplantae, Streptophyta, Zygnematophyceae, Desmidiales, Closteriaceae. The record is from the annotation of a GenBank genome assembly.